ACAUGAAAUAUGAUUGCCACCUCCAAACACGAAAGAGAAUAUAUGACGCUUAGGGGUUGAUUCCCUUUCUUCCAAAUCCAUCAAUUUUUGAUCGACGAUGAAGAAUUCCGACGAGAAACGCCUUCUUGUGAUACGUAACUGUGGAGAGUCGGGUAAGUAUCGUUUUACCCCUCUUUCUCCGGGAGAUUUAUCUGAAAUCCAUGAAGAAAGUUUCGACCUUCCUUUUCUGCAUUCGAAGCCAGAAAUUUAUUUUAACAGUUGCGGGGGUUUGUUAUGUAUCUACGAAUAUGGAGGCCAUAUUUAUGUUUUGAACCCCAAAACCAAACGGUUUCAGUUCUUUCCUACCGAGGAAGUCUAUCCAUUUAAUAGGACGAGCAGCACGUUGAUUGGUGCUUGUGUCUGCUAUGAUUCUAAAUCUGAUGAUUACAAAAUCCUAAGAGUUUGUGAUGAUAAAAUACGUUUACAAACUUUUGAGUUGUAUUCGUUCGAGGAUGAUUCUUGGAACCAAAUUUCUCGUGUGCCGCCCUUCAAAAAUAUUGAAGAAACACGUAUUUCUGGUUUCAAAGGUACAUCUGUUAGAGGUAAAUGUUAUUGGUUUACUGAGCGUGGCAGAAUUGUAUCGUUGGAUUGUAGUGAGAAAACCUUAUCUUACAUUGAUUUACCACCAGGGUGUCAACUGUGUCAUACUCAUUCCUUUAGAAUAUUGAGUGAGCUUGUCCAGUUUAAUGGUGGAGAUUCGUUAGGUGUUGUUCGCCUUGGAUCCCUACAACCUGAACCCGGUAACUACUAUGAGCUUUGGGUAUGGGGUGAAGAGUUAAAGCGGUGGGAUAGAAAGUUUAGUGUGUCUCUUGGUGGUGCUGUGGGUAGACCACCGGGGACUAUAUACGCUACAUUCUUGUUUCUUCGAGGAAUGGCUGGCAACCCGGAUGAGGAUGAAUAUCGUCUAGUAGCUUACGAGUGGACUAAGAGAGACUGCAAGGAGCUCGGUAUUCAUAAUCAUGGCUUUCCGAUCCAUGUCCUUUGUUAUGUUGAGAGCACCGUUGCGUUGCCCCAUGGAACGCCAAUUGUUGGAUCCGGAUUUCUUAAUCAUCCUCCUGUAGUCGAGGUCCAGGAACCUGACUGGUUGGACAACUAUUGCGAUUGCGAUUGCCAUGACGAUGACAGCACCGAGGACAGCACCGAUGACGAUUCCGAAUGCAAGUGUUGUCGAGGUUACACCGACGCCCACAAGAUUGAUAUUGAAGAUUUUGCUGAUAAUGGAUUCCGCGUCCUUAAUAAUACAAAGAAGCAAUCGGCCUUUAAACCAAUGGCUGGAAAUCCUGAUUCACAAGGAAACAUCUCUAGACAUGAUCAUGUGUAUGAGAGAGAGGAGGGUGAAUUGAACGUAUGUUCAGAUAUGUUUCCAAUGGUAAAUAGAUUACUUGUAGGCUCAAUUCAAGUGCUUGUGUACAGAAUAAGUCAACAGGAUCCCGAGAGCUCUGCUCAUCAUCUGACCAAGACAGAGGGUAGAUUCAACAUAUGUUAUCAUAAUCCGUAUAAGAGAGAAGGUGGAUUCAACAUAUGUACAGAUUCAAUGGUAUUUGUAGGGUCCAUUCAAGUGCUUGUGGUCAGAACAACUCCAUGAGCAGGUGGAGGGCAACAGUAUGAAGCUGGAUUUGGAUGUGAUUUGCAGGCCAUGCUACAUUCCUCCACCAAAGAAGGUACAACUCCCCACAGCAUUAGGUAGUGUGAAGAGGUGUGGAACAAUCCCACAAAGCAUUGAUUCAAUCAUUCAAGCCACCUCACAUUAUCUGAUCAAAGGUACAACACUAACCAAUCAAGGGAGCAUCUAAACAGCAGCAGCCAUGAUCAAGAAACACUGGAUUUAUUCCCAAUUCACCCCACCGGAAUCCUGCAGUCAACAAGUAAUCAUGAUCAGAAUGAACUCAAGAACCCUAGAUGAUCAUCCCUUCUUUGAUUUCUUUUGUGGGAAUUGAAGUGAUCGGUUCAUUUCUGUUGGUUUUUUUUGUCAAAGUAGAAUUUUUGAUAGGAUAGUUCUAAUCAAAGUCUCUUGGAAAAAUGUGGUCUUUAUCAAGACUAGUCACUUAAUUCUAGGGUUUUCCAAGGGAUGACUGACAGAAUCUGUUAACGUUUUAUCCAGCAUUGGAAACUUGAUACAGUUAAUAAUUUACUCA
Molecule: messenger RNA, 2174 nt
Organism: Salvia miltiorrhiza (redroot sage)
Lineage: Eukaryota; Viridiplantae; Streptophyta; Magnoliopsida; Lamiales; Lamiaceae
Exons: 3
Coding region: 98-1624 (508 amino acids)
Source: RefSeq, a predicted model, not a curated record